UUCUCCACAUGUGCGGAGGAUAUACCAUACCAUACCUUGUUCAUUCAGUUGUUCAGUUUGACAUAAGUGCUUGAAGACACGCGAGACAGCUCAACUUGUUCACGACUUUUGAGACUUUUUUUUUGUUCGGGAAUUCCCUGUUGAAAAAUUUAUUAACGAGUGUGAUAUAAUUUCAAGUUUAUAAACCUUUUCCAAUUUUUUUUUUUUUUUUUUUUAUUUUUUGUUUUGAACUUUAAUUUUAUUUGACAACCUCAUAAAAGAAAGUUUAUUUCUACUGUGUACUUUUCUAUUCAAUAUGCACCAACGAUUUUGGUCGUUGGUGCUACUACUAUCAAUAACAGCAUGUCAAAUUGCAGACGUAGCGGCAAGAUAUCAUCAUAUAAAAUUCCGACAUGCAAGGCACAGGAGACAACAUGCAGAAGGCUAUUUGCCAAGCAGUUUUGUGGCUGAAAAUGACGAACCCGAAGAGGGACGUUGGGGAUCUUGGUCAGCACCCAGCUCCUGCUCUAGAUCCUGUGGUGGCGGUGUCGCUCAUCAAACACGGCGAUGUUUAGACAUUGACAACAAUGGGUACGACAGAUGUACGGGAGCUAAGAAGAGAUUCUUCUCAUGUAAUAUUCAACCAUGUCCAGGCGGUUCUGGAGACUUUCGUGCAGAGCAAUGCGCCGAGUUCAACUCAGUACCAUACGAGGAUGUAUUUUAUGACUGGAUUCCAUACACUGGUGCACCAAAUAAGUGUGAGCUAAACUGCAUGCCACGGGGUGAACGUUUCUUUUACAGACACAAGCUUGCAGUUACUGACGGUACACCGUGUGAAGUUGAAAAAAACGACGUUUGUGUCGAAGGGAAAUGCAUGCCAGUAGGAUGUGACAUGAUGCUGGGCAGCGAUGCAAGAGAAGACGCUUGCAGAGAAUGUGGUGGUGAUGGCUCUGAUUGCAACACCGUCAGCGGCUUCUUCGACACCGAUGACCUCCAAGUUGGAUAUAUCGACAUUCUACUUAUUCCUGAAGGCGCUACAAAUAUUGCUAUCAAGGAAAUUGCACCUUCAAAUAAUUAUUUAGCAAUUCGUAAUACGUCUGGGUAUUAUUAUCUAAAUGGCAACUGGAAAAUAGACUUCCCCCGAAGUCUAAAAUUUGCCAAUACAAUAUUUCAUUACGCGAGGGAUCCGCAAGGCUUCUCAGCACCGGACACAAUUACAGCCUUGGGACCAACUAGCGAAGCGAUUUAUGUCGUCUUACUCUAUCAAGAUCGAAACGUUGGGGUGGAGUAUAAAUACAGUAUUCCUAAAAAAUUCUCUCCUCAAGCUGAUCCCGAUAGCUAUACGUGGACUGCCGAUGAAUUUUCCGAAUGUAGUGUAACAUGUGGUGGAGGCUAUCAAUCAAGACGAGUGAACUGUGUAAGACGUCGUAAUAAUGAGCCGGUUGAUGAGAAACUGUGUGAUCCGCAAUUAGAACCAGAUGACACUCAAUCUUGUGGCGAAAAUGCAUGUCCACCCGAAUGGGUUGAAAGCGAAUGGACGCCUUGUAGUAAACAAUGCGGUGAGGGUGGUGAACGUACAAGAGAAAUAAAGUGUGAGCAGAUCAUCGUUGGUGGUAUACCGACCAUCGUUGACGACUCGAUGUGCAUUGAGAAACUUGGACCGAAGAAUGAGACCACCCAGGAAUGCAAUCGCAAUGUUACAUGUCCUAUGUUUCACUUAGGACCUUGGAAACCCUGUGAUCACUUGUGUGGUAAAGGAAAGCAAACGAGAAAGGUAACUUGUUAUAAAAAAGAUGAUGAUGGUAAAAUACAAGUAUUAGAUGAUUCAGCAUGCGAGGGUGAAGUGCCAGAAAAAGAGAAGCCAUGUGAAUUAAGACCCUGCGCUGGACUUGAUUGGGUCGUCUCUGAAUGGAGCGGAUGUGAUGAUAAAUGUGGUCUUACUCAAGAAACACGAACUGCUCAUUGUGCCACUCAAGAUGGUACUAUUUAUCCUGAUGACAAGUGUGAGCCAGAUAAAAAACCAGAGUUAACACGCGAAUGUGAGAAUACCAAAGGAUGUGAAUAUCAAUGGUAUUCAACUCAGUGGAGUGAGUGUUCGGCAAAAUGCGGUAAAGGCAUACAAACUCGUAAAGUUUUUUGCGCAACAUUUGAGGACGAUGUAACAUUAAAAAAAGUAUCUGAUGAAAAAUGUAAACCUGAAAAACGUUAUAACGAUACGAAGGAAUGUACAUCAGAAAUUGUUGAAUGCAAAGGCGAAUGGUUUGCAGGUCCAUGGAGUAAGUGUUCUAAACCGUGUGGUGGUGGAGAUAAGACACGAAAAGUUGUAUGUUUAAAAGACGAUAUGACUGUCCCAAUAAGUAAUUGCGAUAAAGACUCCAUAAUGUUUUCUAUUGAAGAAUGUAAUAAACAUCCUUGUGGUAAAGAUGAAGUAAUACCUGUAGAGCCGGGAAAAGAUAACAUUCCAACGGAUGAAGAUGAUGAAUGUGAAGUAUACGAGGAUGAAGAUUUUGUAACAUUAGCUUCGAGCUUAAAAACUGAUGAAGAUGAAAUAUCCAGUUCUAUUUCACCUUUCGAGUCAACUGAUUUGAGUAUGUCAACAUUAGAUGAAACAAUGAUGAGUGAUUCAACGUUUAGCCGUGGAGAUAUGACACCAACAGAUUUUGAAAGUGGUUACAGCAGCGGUGACGGAAGUGGUGACGAUGAGUUUACGCUAUUUACUUCUGUUUACACAGACGCUUCAUUGUCAAGUAGUGAGUUUUCGACAAUUGAGGGAAGUGGAAUAACCACAGAUGAGGAAACCACAGAAAUGGAAACUGAUUUAACAACAGGAGUUUCAGUUAGUGAAGAUUCGGAAGAAACUUCUGAUACUACUGAUGUUUCUGAAAUUACUGAAGCAUCAAUGUCUACUGAUUCAACAAGUUCUAAUAUCGCAAGCAGUACAGACGAAUCGGGAUCAACUGAGUCAUCUGGUUCUACUGAUGUCUCUGGUACGCAAUCAUCGGGAUCAUCUGAAGCAUCUGGUAGUACAGACGAAUCUUCUUCUGAAGCAUCUAGUAGUACAGAAGAAUCUUCUUCUGAAGCAUCUGGUAGUACAGAAGAAUCUUCUUCUAAAGCAUCUGGUAGUACAGAAGAGUCUUCUUCUGAAGCAUCUGGUAGUACAGAAGCAUCUGCAGCUUCUUCAGAGUCAACAUUAUUUGAAAGUACAAUUGAAUCAUCAUCUGAAAUUUCUACCAUGGAAUCAUCAGAAAUAUCGACCGGAUCAUCAGAGUCUAGUGUAUCGACGGUAGAAUCAUCAUCAGAAUUAUCAAGUUCAUCAGAAUCAAGUGCAAGUACUGAAUCAGACAUUACCACAGUGUCAUCGGCGUCAGAAACAACCGAGUCAUCACAGUCUACUGAAUCUGGACCAACAGAAACAACUCAAUCAGCUCCAACAACCUCUUCUGAAGAAACACCAACAACUUCUUCUGAGGAAACACCGACGACUUCUUCUGAAGAAACACCAACAACUUCUUCUGAAGAAACGCCAACAACCUCUUCUGAGGAAACACCGACGACUUCUUCGGAAGAAACACCAACAACUUCUUCGGAAGAAACACCAACAACUUCUUCUGAAGAAACACCGACAACUUCAUCUGAAGAAACACCAACAACAGAUACAUCCAUAACCGAAACAACAGAAUCUGAUGUAUCUACAUCAUCUUCAUCUGAUGUAACUAAAAUGUCUUCUUCGGAGUUUGAAACAACUACAUCAGAACUUCCUUUCACAAUUUUACCUGUUGAUGGAGAAAGUGAUUCCGAAGGAUUACGUAAAGAUCUUGAGACAUCAUCAGAAUCUUCGUCGACUGAUGAAACUAGUGCUACUUCUGAAAGUUCAUCUGAUGUAAGUACAACUGAAGUAUCUGGUUCUACUGAGUUUUCUACGACAGAAUCAUCAUCAGUGUCAGAAGAAUCUACAACUGGAUUUACGGCAGAAUCAGGAGCUACAACUGAAUCAGGAGAAACAAGUGAAUCAGUUGCAACAUCUGAGUCGGGUGAAACAACUGAGUCAGGUGAAACAACUGAAUCAGGAGCCACAACUGAAUCAGGUGCAACAUCUGAAUCGGGUGCAACAUCUGAGUCGGGCGAAACAACUGAAUCAGGAGCUACAACUGAAUCAGGUGCAACAACUGAAUCGGGUGAAUCAACUGAAUCGGGUGAAACAACUGAAUCCGGUGCAACAACUGAAUCAGGUGAAACAACUGAAUCCGGUGAAACAACUGAAUUCAGUGCAACAACUGAAUCAGGUGCAACAUCUGAGUCGGGUGAAACAACUGAAUCCGGUGCAACAACUGAGUCGGGUGAAACAACUGAGUCAAGUGAAACAACUGAAUCAGGAGCUACAACUGAGCCGGGUGAAACAACUGAAUCCGGUGCAACAACUGAGUCGGGUGAAACAACUGAAUCCGGUGCAACAACUGAAAGUGGUAUGACAGAAACAACUACUGUAUCUGGUACCACUUCAACUGACGAGGAAGAAACUGAUUUAACUGGCAAAUCAGACAUAUUAGAUAUAUUUACCACAAGUCCAGUGGAAGAGGCAAUAUCAAAAGAACAUAAACUCAGAAAAUGUAAAGUUAAAAGACAGAAGAAAAAGUCAUGCAGAACUUCUGAAUUCAAUUGCUGUUACGAUGGUAUUACUCCAGCUCAAGGGCCAUUCGGAAAAGGCUGCCCGACUCCACAAACUUGUGCAGAAACGACUUUCGGAUGUUGUCCAGACGGUGUAUCAGUUGCUGCUGGACCAAAGAAUGAAGAUUGUCCAUCAAUGCAUUGCAAUGAAAGUCUAUUUGGAUGCUGUCAAGAUGGUGUGACACCUGCUGAAGGUAAUGAUUUCGAAGGUUGCAAAAAACCAUGCAACCAAACUGAAUUUGGAUGUUGUCCUGAUAAUGAGACUCCAGCAAGCGGUGAAAAUAAUUUGGGAUGUUGUAAUGUAACUCAAUAUGGCUGUUGUCCUGAUGGAAUCAAACCUGCAUCUGGACCGGAUGAAGAGGGUUGUGAAGAGAAUAUAACCGAAGGAACUGACGUUACUGAAGAAUAUGGAAGUACAACACCGUUCGAAGGGGACUGUGCUAACUCAACCUACGGAUGUUGUCCAGAUGGAAAGAGUCCUGCAACAGGAAUAAACUUUGAAGGCUGUGGAGUUAUUAAUACCGAAAAUUGUACUGCUUCUUACUUUGGAUGCUGCGCGGAUGGUGUCACUGCGGCACUAGGUGGACGUGGUGAAGGUUGUCAUGCAGCUUGUGAAUCAUCAACUCAUGGAUGCUGUCCAGAUCGUCUGACUCCAGCUCAUGGACCAAACGGCGAAGGCUGUUGCUUAACAUCCCCUUACAAAUGUUGUCCCGAUAACAUUCUCCCAGCUCGAGGUCCUGAUUUCUACGGAUGUGGCUGUGAGUACUCACGGUUCCACUGCUGUCCCGACAACACUACUGCAGCACGUGGACCAAACAAUGAAGGCUGUGGAUGUCAAUACACAGCCCACGGGUGUUGCCCCAAUAAAUUUACUCCCGCAACUGGACCCAACUUCGAGGGAUGCCCAUGUUACACAUAUCAAUUUGGUUGCUGUCCAGAUGGCGUCACCACUGCUAAAGGUCCACGUGGCCAUGGAUGUGGUUGUGAGAGCACUGAAUUCGGUUGCUGCUCAGAUGAACGAACUCCAGCUAAGGGUACAAACUUUGCUGGAUGUACUUGCGAUGCAUCUAAGUACGGUUGCUGUUCAGAUGGAAUUGAAGAAGCACAAGGAGAAAACUUUGAAGGUUGUCGCACAGUACCAACUAUUCCAGGAGCUGCUUGUUCUCUGGCUAGAGAUCGUGGUUCAUGUCGUGACUUUACUGUCAAAUGGUUCUUUGAUACUGAGUAUGGUGGAUGCUCGCGAUUCUGGUAUGGUGGUUGCGAGGGUAAUGAAAAUCGUUUUAAAACUCAAGAAGAAUGUAAAGAUACCUGUGUAUCUCCUCCUGGACGAGAUGUAUGCCACUUGCCCAAGAGUACUGGUCCCUGUGAAGGAUACUACCCAAUGUGGUAUUACGACAGUGAAAGAAAACAGUGUGGGCAAUUUAUUUAUGGUGGUUGUCUUGGCAAUAAUAAUAAAUUUAAAACUCGUGAAGAAUGUGAACAACUUUGUGUCGUUCGGGAUGACAGUGAUCCGUGCGAGUUAGACGAAGAAUCAGGACCAUGCGAGGGUAACUUUACGCGCUGGUACUUCAACAAAGAUUCUCAAGCGUGCGAACAAUUCCGUUACGGUGGUUGCAAAGCUAAUACUAAUAACUUCCCAACUGAAGUUGCUUGCCACCAACGAUGUCUUCAACCGGGUCGUAGUAAAGUAACUCAAGAAGUAUGUACACUGGACAAAGAUCCCGGGCCUUGUCCGGGCUCUUUACUGCGUUGGUAUUACGAUGAAAAACGCCGGGCAUGUAGACAAUUUGUUUACGGUGGUUGUAAAGGCAACGGCAAUAAAUUCCGUACACGCGCGGACUGCGAGCAACGUUGUCCGAUUCGAGAGCAAGAUCUUUGUCUUUUGCCUGCACUUCUUGGUGAGUGUCAUAAUUAUACCCAACGGUGGUAUUAUGACUCGUUUGAACAACGAUGCAGACAAUUCUUUUACGGCGGAUGUGGAGGAAAUGAAAAUAACUUUAAUACGGAGGAAGACUGUAGUAAUAGAUGUGUAGCUUCAGUUACUAAACCACCAGAUUCUCACCAAAGAUUUUCUCCAGCCAUGUGUUUCCUGCCCGAUGAACAUGGACCCUGUAGAAAUGAACAAGUGAAAUGGUUCUAUGAUAGUAGAGACGGUAUUUGUAAACAAUUCCGUUACGGUGGAUGUGCAAGCAAUGGAAAUAAAUUUGAAUCACGCGAAGAGUGUGAAUACCGAUGCGGAGAAGUUCAAGACCCAUGCAGUUUGCCUAAAGUAGUUGGACCAUGCAGUGGUUCGAUGAUUCAGUUUUACUACAACCACGAGACGGAUACUUGUGAAGAGUUUGAGUACAGUGAAUGUGGUGGUAACAAAAAUCGUUUCGAGGAUCAUGAAAGUUGUGAGGGUAAAUGUAAACGUAGACGACCGCCGCCGCCACCACCACCACCCGUACCAGAACCACAAGCAUCAACAUCUUUACCACCCUCUGAAAUUGUUCCUAAUAGUCCUAUUUGCUUGGCUCCGGUUGAUGCCGGGCCAUGUAAUUCUGAAAUUACCGCUUACUAUUAUGAUCCCCAAUCUCAAGCAUGUCAAGCUUUCAUUUACGGUGGAUGUGAAGGCAACGCCAAUAGAUUCCAAAGUGAAGAACAGUGUGAAAGACUUUGUGGACGGUUCCAGGGUCAAGACUCUUGUAAUCUUCCAUCGGAUACUGGACCAUGCAGAGGCAAUUUCAUAAAAUACUUUUAUGAUCCAAAUGCACGUGCUUGUCGUCAGUUUUACUACAGCGGCUGUGAAGGCAAUGCAAAUAGAUUUAGCACUGUUCUAGAGUGUGAAUCUGUUUGUUUACAUCGUGAAGAACCUACACCUGCUGGCAAUAAUACAGCACUCUCACACUUUGCAAUUUGCCGCGAGCCUGUGGAUGUUGGAACAUGUCCAACUGGUAAUUACAAAAGGUUUUAUUUCGACGAAGACCGUCGUACUUGCAUGGCAUUUGUUUAUACUGGGUGUGGUGGAAAUCGUAACAGAUUCAAAACAUUUGAAUCUUGUAUGCACACUUGCUACAGAGCGAGCAAUGAAAUAGACGUAGACAAUAGAAAUGUAUCAAAGGAUCCAUGCAUUGAAGCAAGGGAUGAAUGUAAUACAAUGCAAUGUCCUUAUGGCAAAGAAGCUUUUGUCGAUGAUCAAGAUUGUGAACGCUGUAAAUGCGUUGAUCCAUGCCGAAGUGUUAAUUGUCCUGAAGGUUCUAGAUGUUCAAUAACUUUAGCAGCUUCUGCUGAUUCAGGAACAGAAUACAGAGCAGUUUGUCGAACAAUUACUAAACCAGGUCGCUGUCCGAGAGUAUCCUACAGUACAAGAUGCGAAAAAGAAUGUGAAACUGAUGCUGAAUGUUCUGGUGAACUCAAGUGUUGUGACAACGGAUGUGGUACCUCGUGCUUAGAGCCUGCAUCUGAAGAGCCUUUAGUAACACCACCUCCAACUUAUAAUUUAACUGCACCACCUUACGGAGCCGAGCCAGCUGCUAUUAAAAAACCAACAGAACCACACGUAAGUGGUGAAGAAGGUGGAUAUGUCAGUAUGAAGUGUAUCGCUACAGGAAAUCCUACACCAAUUAUCACGUGGAAAAAAGAUGCGAUUGUGAUAAAUCCAGCAGAGAAGAGACGACGAGUAUUACUUGAUGGAACAUUAGAAAUUAUUAACUUAUACAGUUACGACAGAGGCACGUAUAUUUGUUUUGCUGAUAAUGGACUUGCACCACCCGUUAAGACUGAAUAUCAAUUAGAAGUAACAGAACCUCAUGAACGGCCAGCUGCUAUUGUCGGUGAAAAAAAUACUUAUGUAACAGUAACAAUGAACUCACCAUCGACACUGUAUUGUUAUGCAAUGGGUUGGCCACGUCCUUUUGUAACCUGGUGGCAUGGUGACCGUAUGCUUCCAUUAUCUUCAGAGCAUUAUGAACAAGACUCUGAAUACACAUUAUUAAUUCGUUCGGUAACUUUAACAAAUCUCGGUAUCUAUACUUGUCAAGCUUACAACGGUAUUGAUCGUCCUUCUUCAUGGUCUGUAACACUUCAAGCAAUCGGCCCAGUGUACAAUGUUAAACCAGAAUAUCAAGAGUACACUAAAUACCUUGUAGAACCACCUAAGCGACCUAACAAUACUGAUCGCAGACCAGAGUACCCAUACAGACCAUCACGAACUCAAGCCCCUCAUUAUAAUCAGACUUACAUUCCUAUUCGUUAUACUCGUCCUACACCUAGACCUUACAUCCCACCUGUAAUUCCUCUUACUGAACCUCCACCACAGCCAUCUCAAAUCAAAGUACCAGUUGUCGUCAAUGUAACAUCAUCAGGAAAUAAAUUCCCAGUAGGAAGUGACUUCAGUAUUGCUUGUACUGUUGAUGGUUAUCCGAAUCCUACAGUACUAUGGUAUAAAGAUAAUGAUAUAAUUAAUACAGAUGGACGAGUUACAAUUUCUGAAUCAAAUAGACUUACGAUUACCAAUGCCGGUUACAAUGAUACUGGAAAAUAUCGCUGUGAAGCUUACAACGAUUAUUCAAAUGAUUCAGACACAGUAGACAUUAGUGUUGAAGGCGUACAUAUCGAUCCAGAGUGUCAGGAUAAUACGUUCUUUGCUCGAUGUGAUUUAAUAGUAAUUGCAAAAUACUGUCAGCACAAGUAUUAUGCUAAAUUCUGUUGUAGAUCGUGCACUGAAGCAGGACAACUUCCACCAGCUAAUAUGUAUCUUAAAGAUUCAACAAGAAGAAGAAAGAGAUCAUUUAGGAAUAUAUUCUAAGCAAGUGCACGAGUCAUUUCUUAAACGAAAAAAAAAAAAAAAAAGAAAGAAAAAAACUAGUUAAUAUUAAUAAUGAUAAUAGUUAUAAU
This is a messenger RNA of Microplitis mediator, 9519 nucleotides long. It is a transcript of the gene Ppn, whose product is annotated as papilin-like. Gene Ontology annotation, cellular component: extracellular region; extracellular matrix. The coding region runs from base 296 to 9430 and encodes 3044 amino acids. Gene Ontology annotation, molecular function: metalloendopeptidase activity; serine-type endopeptidase inhibitor activity. The record is from RefSeq and is a predicted model, not a curated record. NCBI's taxonomy places the organism in Eukaryota, Metazoa, Arthropoda, Insecta, Hymenoptera, Braconidae. The transcript has 31 exons. Gene Ontology annotation, biological process: extracellular matrix organization.